This is a messenger RNA of Rhinocladiella mackenziei CBS 650.93, 2880 nucleotides long. RefSeq lists its product as uncharacterized. Lineage: Eukaryota; Fungi; Ascomycota; Eurotiomycetes; Chaetothyriales; Herpotrichiellaceae. Gene Ontology annotation, cellular component: plasma membrane. Gene Ontology annotation, biological process: Ras protein signal transduction; positive regulation of GTPase activity. The transcript has 5 exons. Gene Ontology annotation, molecular function: guanyl-nucleotide exchange factor activity; GTP binding; GTPase activity. The record is from RefSeq and is a predicted model, not a curated record. Bases 1 to 2880 code for a protein of 959 amino acids.
AUGGAUAGCCGAUCCACCAGGUACCGUUCCUUCGACUCCAAGGCUGCUGUGCCACCUCCUAGAACCCGGGACCGUCACAACUCUGCUCCUUCUGUUGAUCGACGAAAAGACCAGCAUUCCCGACGACAGUCAGCCACUUCCAAACCCUUUGAUAUCAGUCAAAGAAGCUCCAAGUCCAAUCCUCGUGAUGAUUCCUUGACCUCACCCGACAGAAGAACGGCCACGCGACCCUCGGAUCGACACCCUUCCCCGGGUAACUCUCGAGAGGCCAAGCUCGCUUGCAAGACCAGUGAUUCAGAUUUGGACUCGUCUUUCAAAUUUUUGGUUUUGGGAUCUCAAAAGUGCGGCAAAACAACCUUUAUCCGAUACGCUGUGGAUCGGCAGGUCUCGACCACGUCCACCUCCGUGACUCUCCAAGACCAACCCUAUCGUAUUCAAUUCGUCGAACUCUUGCUCGAUCAUGUCGAUUUCAGUAGUGAACGAAGGAUCGAAUGGCCUUCCCACGUAAAUGGUGCUCCUUUUCCAGAAAUUGACGGGGUCUUCUGCCUCUACGACGUGUCUGAUAAGGAGAGCGUCGCCGACGUCCCUGCGGCAUUGACUUCCAUGACCAACACCGGUCUACCUUGUGUGCUCGUUGCUUCCAAAUGCGAUGUAAAGCCGGAAUCUCGUCAAAUAAGUUCCCGGUUUCAGGAACAAGUCCGCCGCAAUCUCGCCAAUGUUGCUAUUGCCGAAGUUUCCAUCCAGUCUCCUGAAAAUAUAAAGCGUUGUAUUUUGGGCAUGCUCCAAAGAGUGAUUGUCUCUCCACGAGCAUCGGUUCGGGCUGGCAAAUCGUCACAUACCUCCACACAGUCUUCGGGGAGUCAUCCCGUCGUGUCGAGAGAAGCUUCACCCAAGACAAGUCGAAGUCGAAGUCGAUCCAAUAGUCGACUACAGGUGUCGAAAUCCAAAGAAUUGCUGCUAAAUCUCUCGGUACGACCGGCCGUGAUCGAAUCAGCGGACGAAGAAAGCGAGGAGUCUUCUGAAGAUGUAACCCGCGCUGGACACAAAACCAAACUGCGGUUGGACACUUCUACUGCUUCAAAAUCUCAACGACGACCAGCAGGGCCCCAGACACCAGUAUCGUCGGGUGAUUACACCGGCAAAGGUCCUUUGGAGAACGCGGCGGCCGCGAUACCCGAAACACCCGAUUCAUACUAUGUGAAAUCAAUGCUCCGUCCAGCUUCCACAGAUACCGCCGACAGUCGAGCCUACCAGACCUUUCUCAACAUGGAUGAAGACCCGAAUGAACUCUCUCCAUGGACCGAGGUCGAACCUCUGGGUCCGGCGCUGAGUAAUCUCACGGUUGAUGACAACUCCAAGCCCGAGGCCGGGGUCCCUUUCAAGGAACUUGUGGAAAGACUGCUGCUGUUGCCGGCUAACAAAACUGACUCCAAGUUCGUCCCGUCCUUUCUCUGUCUGUACCGUUCAUUUGCCACACCCAGACAGCUGCUGGUGGCCAUCAUUGAUCGAUUCAUGAAGGUCGAACAAAGCAAAAUGGUCCACUUUACCAAGGUCGCCGAAAUGUUACGAUACCUUCAGGUUUUGGCCCAAUGGACCGCCACAUACCCGGGAGAUUUUGCCCCGGGACCGGCUCGUGACAUUGCGGUCCCCUUUGUGCAAAGUAUCGAAAAGAGCAAGGUAUUCGCCCCUGCCGCUCGAGAGAUCAGCAACAAUUUGGAUACCAUCCUUCCCGACGAAGAUUUGGAUUGGGCAUUUGAUGAUUCGCCGACCCCGGCCAGUGCCAAAGGUGCGAAGAAAACACCCAUUACUUCGUCGUCAACGUCGUUACCGUCAUUGAACAACGACGCGUUGAAAUCGAGUAACCCCGCCCAACGAGACCAUGACGACAGCGAAGAAGACGGCGACGGAACAAACUCAUCGGCGCGUGAUUCUAAUGCGCCGUCGGCCUCGUCCAGUAUGAUGAAGACUUUCAACUCUCCCAGUCAAUCGUACACGAACUUUUUACAGUUGGAAAAUGCCAAACAUCAAGCCGAGAAAUACAAGCCGAUUCCUCAUAUUCGUCUCAGCAAGUUCCAGUGGCAUCAAUUCAUGGAAGCACCGAUUGAAGAUCUGGCGCGUGAGAUUACUCGAAUCGAUUGGACCAUGUAUUCCGCAAUCCGACCGCGAGAUUUCGUCCGACAUGUCUGUCUCUCCACCGAGCAAAAGAGAAGAUCUCGUGCUGUCGAUAACAUCAGUGCCAUGGUGAAACAUUUCAACCAUCUGGCAUUGUUUGUUUCAGGGAUGAUCCUCCUUCGGGACAAACCCAAGCAUCGGGCAAGAGCUCUUGAAAGAUUUAUGGCUUUGGCUUGGAAAGUGCGGCAACUGAACAAUUACAACUCGCUCGGCGCCAUUGUCGCUGGAAUCACGGGCCACGAAAUUGCUCGAUUGACGGCGACCCGAGAUUUAGUACCACAGGAAGUUCAGAAACAAUUCCUCCGGUUGACUAUCCUGAUGGGAAUCUCGAGAUCUCAUGCGGCAUAUCGAAUGGCAUGGGAGAAUUCGUUUGCGGAACGCAUUCCAUUCCUCCCCCUGGUCCGACAAGAUCUGACGAUGGCGGCCUCGGCAAAUCCCACAUUUAUUGGAACCAACGUCAACUGGAAGAAAUUCGAAAUUAUGGGGGAUGUUAUUGUGGGACUGCAACGAAGUUUGGAAAACCCAUAUUCAUUCCCCCCCAAAUCACAUCGAACCGAGGAGAUAACCAAAUUGAUUCUGGAGACUAAGAUUCUUGAAGAAUCAGAGGAUUCUGCUGAUCCACGGAGUGAAUUGUACGAUCGAAGCGUGCAGGUUGAACCACAGGUUGGGGUUGACCCGAGGAAAAAAUUCGAUUGGCUACGGCGUUAA